Messenger RNA from Branchiostoma floridae (Florida lancelet), 5485 nucleotides. RefSeq names its product ankyrin repeat domain-containing protein 27-like. The transcript is spliced from 28 exons. Gene Ontology annotation, cellular component: tubular endosome; early endosome; transport vesicle. Gene Ontology annotation, molecular function: SNARE binding; guanyl-nucleotide exchange factor activity. Gene Ontology annotation, biological process: early endosome to late endosome transport; neuron projection morphogenesis. Bases 301 to 4098 code for a protein of 1265 amino acids. The record is from RefSeq and is a predicted model, not a curated record. Lineage: Eukaryota; Metazoa; Chordata; Leptocardii; Amphioxiformes; Branchiostomatidae.
GGUCUGCGUACCAAGACAUGGAACAGCGUCCCGCCACCAACAAAAUAAGGAAGAUUUUGAGAACCACAUCCUGCGACCUGUGAGAGACAAAGAUGAUGUCUUUCUGACUGCAAACAACAAGGAGGUUCAGGUGAAGGGGAACACCAUCAUCACAGUGAAGGGGUUUAAGGAAUUGAGGAAUGUGCUGAUUCUGUUUGAGGAGACGUUCUACAACAACAGUGAUCAGAGCUACAGGGUGCUGUGUGUGGACCAGUUCCUAGAGGGGAGGACAGGUGAGUGGCAGGAUGUUGUUACAGUAUCAUGUUCUACAACAGCCAUGAUCAGAGCUACAGGGUGCUGUGUGUGGACCAGUUUCUGGAGGGGAGGACAGAGUCUGUUCAGGAGCCCAUCCUGGUGUCGCUCCAGUCGUUGGAGGACUGCACGGAGUACCUGUGGGGUCGCCAUGGUAACCAUCGCACCAGGAGGCAGGUGGACCACCGCGUGCAGCACUUCAUAGGGUCGUACCACCAGCUGGAGGGGGUUUCCCUUAGACACACCAUGGAUGCUGCAAACACGCUGUUUGUUCGAGCUAUGCAGACAGCUCUGAAGGACAAUAACAUGGGUAAAAUUGCCAAGCAGAGUACGAUUCACAUGGACAACCUGAAAAUUGCCAUGGAGACAUAUGUGAUGCAUGGUGUCUUCAACAAGGUGUUCAACACCAUCAGUACAUUCACUGCAACUGAGGAUGCUGCAUUGAACAAAGUCACCAGGAAUCUGGCAGAUGUCCAACUUCGAGAUUUGGGGGUUAGGAAAGAGUUCUGGCAAAGCAUUCCACGAGCCAGGCGUGAGCUUCAUGGACUGAACAAGUUCAGUUCUCCGCUGGAGAAACUGCUGUGUGUGAAACGGGCCAUCACUGCCAUCACCCGCCCCUCCCCACUACACAAACGGAAGGAGUCAGUGACAAUGUCCUCGGAUGACCUCCUGCCCAUCCUGGUGUACCUGGUGAUCAAGGCUGACAUCCCCAACUGGCUGGCUAACCUCAGGUACCUGCACAACUUCAGGUUCUCCAGACCUGCCAACGAUGCCUUUGGAUUUUACCUUGCAUCCCUUGAGGCAGCAAUAGAGCAUGUGAAGACUGGAAAUGUGGGAGUGGAAGAGGGUUCAGACCAGUCUCUAACGUCCAGCUCCCAGUGGCAGGCCAUGCAGAGGCAGACUUCACAGGACAUGUCAACAAUACUGGUACUGUUUGAGCACAUCCGUGAGGGUAGGGUAGAGGGAGUGGAGGAGAUGUUGGGGGUGUCCACGCCCGACCACACCCAGCUCAGGACGAAGAUGUGCCACCCCCUGUGCUCCUGUGACAGCUGUGAGAGACUUGUGUCAGGGAGAAGAAAUGACCCCACUGCAGUGACAGCCUACUCCAGAGACGACAAGGGACUAACAGCUCUUCAUGUUGCUGCCAUAUAUGGUCGAGCUGAGAUGAUAGAUCUCCUGGUUACGAAGGGUGGAGUGGUGAACGCUACUGACUACCACGGCUCCACACCCCUUCAUCUGGCCUGUCAGAAGGGCCACCAGUCUGCUGCUCUGUUGCUGCUACACUUCAGUGCUGAUGUCCGUGCUCAGGACAAUGAUGGGAACACACCGCUUCACCUCUGCUGUGAGAAUGGCCACGAAGACUGUGUGAAGGCAGUGGUGUACUAUGACCGCAGCUAUGUGGUGCUGGACAUUAAUGCUGCUAAUGACAACGGAGACACUCCGCUCCACCUGGCAUCCAGAUGGGGAUACUGUAAUAUCGUGGACACUUUGCUGCAGAAUGGUGCAUCAGUUGAAGCACUGAACAGGAAGAAACAGACCUCUCUGGACUGUGCACACAAUGAUACGGUUUCCAGAGUCUUGUUGCAGGCCUUGGAAGACAGACAACUGCAGGAGACAGAGGAAAGUUUUGUGAAGGUCCGUGUAAUGGAUGCCAGCCCUCCCAAACCUACCAGACCAAACAGAAGGGAGUCGGGUCCCCUCAGUAUCAACAAACUUCCCACUGUGCCUCAGGACUCCCCUCAGCAACAACGAGAGAAACAGGUUGAAAAACUACUGAAGGCAGUUGCUGAUGGAGACAUAGAAAUGGUGCGUUACCUGUUGUGUGUAGAGAGCUCAGAUGAAGAUGAUGAGGAUGUGUUUGAUGCCAAUGCCUCCCUGUGUCACCCACUGUGCCAGUGUGAGAAAUGUCAUCCUGUACAGAAGAGAACUGCUGUGAUGUCGGUGGACGAGCUCAGUGUGAACUCGGCCAAUGAGGGUGGGUUUACUUCCCUUCACGUGGCGGCGCUACACGGACGCAAGGACCUGACAUUGCUGCUUCUCCGUAACGGAGCGAAUGUGAACGGGCAGAACAAAGCUCAACGCAAUACUCCCCUGCACCUAGCCUGCCAACAUGAUCACGUAAAGAUUGUGUCGGCCCUGUUGGACCACGGAGCCAAGUGUAACGUUAAGGAUCAUAACGGCUGCACCCCGCUGUACCUGUCUGCCACCGCGGGAAACCUGCAACCUGCUCAGCUUCUCAUUCAGAAAGGUGCAAACGUUAACCAGACCAAUCAGCGGGGCAACACGGCGCUUCACGAAGCAGCUCGGUGGAACUACCCCAAACUGGUCUCACUCUUACUGCAGAACGGGGCGUCAGCUGCCAUCAGGAACAAGACUCAACUCACCCCACUGCAGUAUGCACAUAAUGAAGCUGUUGCCCAGCUCCUGAGAAGCCAUAUGGAGGAGAAACCAGCUGACCAUGUGGACCUGAGACCUCGGGCCAGGACGGCCUCGGGAAGUGCAGGGAGUGAAAUCUCCGACACAAACAUAGCAACCAUGCAGGGUGAAUCAGGUCCAGUUGGCAUCAAGGCCCUGUUCCAAGCGUUUGAUGCGGAUGACGUCAAACUGUCUAAACAGCUUGGCAAGGAGAUCAAGAUGUUUGACAAAUCUAAGAGAUUAAAGAAGACCAUCACUCGAGACCGGAGCUACCCUCAACUGCAGCUUCUGGCUGUCGAGCAGAUCAGUAGCACACCCGCAUUAGUAGACUCAACAUUGCCUACAUCACCAGAAGAACAAGAGCCAAUAAGAGGACUGGAUACUGAAGAAGUCUCUUCAGAAUUUACAGAAAAAGAGAUGGUAGAGGUGUCGGAAAGAGACAGACGUACAGACAGACAGGAAAAUGAGUCGACAUGGCAGAUCCAAGAAAGGAUCACCGAGGUGGCGUCACCGACACGUGUUCGUGAGUUCCUGACUCCAAUAGCGUCCAUCAGGCUGGUGGAGGCUGAGCAGAGUACGAGUGAGUACGACACAGAGGACAGUCGUGUUUCAGACAUGGAGGGUAAGGAGGGAUUUUCUCUAUCAGGAGAAGGCGAUGCUUCAAGGAAUAGUGAUGAAAGUUCUUUUAGGUUCCGUCAGGAAGUUAGAAAUAGUGAAGACACAUCUCUAAAGACUCCAUUGCUGCCUGCAUCUUCCUGCAGCAAAGCUCCUACCGAUGAGAAAACCCUCGCCAGUGGUGCUACAGUUGUGCUAGCAGAGAAUCUGAUGGUCGAAGGGACAUCUAGUGACCUUGAACCUGCCAGAGAGGUCAUUCCAGACCAGGGUCCACAGAUGACCUUUGCAGUCAAGGACAUGGAAGAACUUUUGAGUGAAGUGGUCGAGGAAGUCAACCAGGCAAGACAACAAGCAGAGUUGGCAGCUGCCUCUGUUGUAGAGGAACUAGUCAGAAGUGUUGAUAAACCUGUUGUGGAAGACAUCUUGGAUGAUGUUAUAGAGUCUGUUUUUGAGGAAAGCGGUUGUACAUCGUCAUCAGAAACGCAGCGUGCCAGCGCAGAUCAGGUAACCACGAGUAGCGACGUUCUCGGAGAAAGUUCUCUUGAGGAAAGACAAGCCUUCACCGACUCUGAAAAAGAACUCCAAAACAUGUUGUCACUGAUUGAUAAUCCGUCCGCCAAUGAUACAACUACAGAGUCAUCAUGGGAGGACAUCCCAGUUGAACCAAUGACAGAAGAGCAAGAGAGGACAUCAACCAAUGAGGACAUCUCUUCUGAUGUUGAAAACAACCAAUCAGAACAAUUGCUGCAAUCAGAAAUUCAAGAGGAGCAUUCUUAAGGUGCCCCAACCAAUCACAGCACAUAGACUGAAAGAAUUAGAAAUUUGAAUGGAUUAUGUAGCACAAUAACCAAGCAAAAUGCUCUGUAUGCACUGGUCCAGUUUGAUUUUUGGUUUGUUUCUAAUAGUUACCAAGUUGAACUUAGCACCCUCUAACAUGUAUUACCUGUACAGGUUCCCAUCAAUAGUAAAAAUGGUAUGGGGUGCAUUUAUCUUUAAUGAGACAACUGUUUCAUAGAUAUAUGGAGAAUACAAAUGGAUUAAAUAGAUUUGGCCCAAUAGUGUAUAGAAAGUACAGCAAGUAAAUCCAAAUUGAAGUCGAUAAACAUCAUUUAAAAAUUUAAUAUUUAGUACCACACAGGAGACUCCAGCAAACACAAGUCAUUGGAUAUCUAAAUUUUUGAAAAAUCUAUCUUUUGAAAUCCAGCUGUACUAUAAUUAUAGUGGUAUUUUUCAAUAGUCAUUAAUGGUGAUGACACCAAUCUUGCAAUUAGUUUUCUUCACCCCCAAAGGGUUGCAGACUGAAGUUAGAUGUUAUAGGCAAAGCUUUAGGUGAUUUGGUGACUGUUUCACUAAGAAGUAUGUGAUAGUACUAACUACAUAUGGAGUCAAUGGGAAAGUUGGUACUUUGUGAUUCAUUGAAGUCCAUAACCAUUUGGCAUUUAUGGCUUUGACAAUUUUGGGGAAAAGUUUUUUUUUUUACUUUGACUCAUCAUUGUGCAGCCUGGUAAUUGAACUAAAAAUGACUUCUUUGGAUGCAAACUUUACCAUAUAUAGCCAAAAAAUCUCAAUAUGGAACUCAAACAGACUUGAUAUACUCACAGAUGUGAACCCCCCUAAAAGUAUACCUAUUAUAUACAUGGUCAUCUAUACCUAGCAGAAACUAUUAGUUAGCUAACUAGUGGUGUCUCCUAAACAAGAAUGUUUUAUGCCUCCUCAUUGAAGAUCGACUAUUGUUUAUGUACAAGAAGAAAAAAAGUUAAAUGUGGAAAGUUCCAAACUUAGUGUAUUGAUGAUUUUUGGUUGCAUACUAGUACAUAAUUUUGCAGUCCAUAACGCUAUGCAUAGCUGAUACAUAAUUGAUAAAAAUACAAUGUAUUUAUGCAUAAGGCCUGCCUUGUUUUAUGUGCAAUGUCAAUGCAGAUGUUAUUAAAGAUUAUGUUAAUGUCCGAUUAAUUUAUUCAUAAUUUUUUAAAUGGUGAAAGAUUUGGUCUUAAGGUGCUCAUUACCAAUAAGUUAAUUAAAAUCAGACUACAAUUGUGUAUGGUCAGAAAUGUCACCAAUAUUUAUUGUUUCAAGCAAAAACUAGUUUACAUAGUAAUAUUUUUCUUGUACAUUCAUUCUGAUUUUGUAGAAAAUUCAUAGGUUAUUUGCAACAUGUCAAUAU